Molecule: messenger RNA, 267 nt
Organism: Echinostoma caproni
Lineage: Eukaryota; Metazoa; Platyhelminthes; Trematoda; Plagiorchiida; Echinostomatidae
Source: the annotation of a GenBank genome assembly
CAUGGACUGUCUCUACUCGUACGUGCGCAUAACUAUACCGGGGAUACUGUCUACUUCCGAUCCGCUCAGAACGCAUUGGCUGUGUUUAAUACAUCUGUUGCACAAAAUGGAAUUCGUUCCUUGUUUCUCAACCAACCGUCAUUGCCCUGGUAUGAGGAAUAUCCUACGGAACCCGGGAACUUUGUCCUAAACGGGUUCAUCUACGCGUUGUUCGGAUUGUACGAUCUGGCCCAAGUAGGUGAACCAAUUGUUGUGUGCUCAUUUUAG